AUGAGCGACACAUCGCCCUUUCACAUUGCUCGAAAAGACGAGGAGAACCUGGAGCGUAAUGAGGCGUUCCAGGCGAUCAGAGACCACUUGAAGCGGCAAGAGUUGGGCAUGGAUGCUCCGAGUUUUUGCUCUUUCCAUCGCCAUGCGUGUUCUACUGAAGAUCAAGCCGUAUUCCGACUUCACCGCGACAUCAUCCACACUCUGUUCCUUCCCCUGUUCGUCCUCCACACACAGGCGUCGCAGAUCGCAUCGCGCACGCUGCCUUCGCAGCGGGCGAGCGAGCCCGAGCGAGCGUUCCGCGGGGAAGCCCGCAGUGCUUACGCCUGGCUGCACUGCAUCCUGACCGAGGAACACGACUGGUAUAUGACGGAGCGGUGCCCGGCCUGCAUCGUGCUUCACAUCUUACAUUCCGAGCCGACCAUUCGUUUCGUGGCGGUGGCCUGCAUGCUCUCCGAUCGCUUCCAGGACCUGGAACUUGCGGCGACUAAGCAGCAGUUGCCAGCAUUUGACUUUUGGCUUGACGCUCUGGAGAGCGCGGUCCGCGAGGAUCCCUUUUGGGGUCAUGCGUUUUGGCCGGACAUUGAGUACCGAGCCUGCGGGCUCGCCGACGCCGUCAAGCAGUUGAUGCUGCAGUGUCGGGAGCUGCAGGCGGGGAACCCUCCCGUCCAGCCUGCGAGCUCCGUAUGCAAGACCACCGUCUCGUACCGCCGCGAGACCACCGUGUGCACCAUUCCGCUCAAGCCAUCAAGCUUUGCGCGGAAGCAGUUGCGUAUGACUCGCGAGGAGCAAAAGUUCUUAUUGAGGUGA
Penicilliopsis zonata CBS 506.65 is the source of this 807-nucleotide messenger RNA. RefSeq lists its product as hypothetical. The transcript has 2 exons. Lineage: Eukaryota; Fungi; Ascomycota; Eurotiomycetes; Eurotiales; Aspergillaceae. The record is from RefSeq and is a predicted model, not a curated record. Bases 1 to 807 code for a protein of 268 amino acids.